AUGUUCACCGGUUUCAUCUUGAUGUUCCUCUCAACACUGAUAUUCGCGUUCGGAAGAUCUUAUGGAGUACUGUUCGUCGCGAGAGCGCUGCAAGGCAUCGGAUCAUCUUGCUCUUCCGUAUCCGGUAUGGGAAUGCUUGCUGAGCGAUACCCUGACGACAAGGAAAGAGGCAACGCGAUGGGAAUAGCAUUAGGAGGUCUAGCACUUGGAGUCCUCAUCGGACCUCCUUUUGGUGGUCUGAUGUACGAAUUUGUAGGAAAAACUGCACCGUUCCUCAUGCUAUCUGCACUGGCCCUUGGUGAUGGAUUGCUUCAGCUCAUGAUCUUGCAGCCGGGCGUGGUGCGGCAGGAGACGGAACCUCCGUCCCUUCGUGCUCUUGUCACUGACCCUUACAUCAUUGUGGCUGCUGGAGCGAUAACAUUCGCCAACGUUGGUAUAGCUAUGUUGGAGCCAAGUUUGCCGAUCUGGAUGGCAGAUACGAUGGAAGCGCGGCGCUGGCAACAGGGUGUCGCCUUCCUGCCGGCUAGCAUUUGCUAUCUCAUUGGUACAAAUCUCUUCGGUCCACUCGGCCACAAGAUGGGCCGCUGGCUGGCCGCCUGCUCUGGACUAGUCAUAAUCGGCAUAUGUCUUAUCUUGAUCCCAAUGGCACGUAAACUGGAGCACCUGAUCAUUCCCAACGCUGGGCUCGGCUUUGCCAUCGGCAUGGUGGACUCAUCCAUGAUGCCUGAACUCGGUUUCCUGGUGGACAUCCGCCACGCCGCUGUUUACGGUUCCGUCUACGCUAUUGGAGACACUGCCUUCUGUUUGGGCUAUGCUGUUGGUCCAGCGUUCUCAGGAGCCCUGGUAAACAGCAUUGGCUUUGAAUGGAUGCUAGUCAUCAUCGCGAUCCUAAACUUCGCAUACGCACCGUUCCUGUUGCUGCUGCGCUCACCACCAGCCAGGGACGAAAAACAGAGCCUAAUUAUAAGCGAAAAGUCAUCAGUUCGCUAUGUGAGCUACCAAAACGAGGAAGAAGAAUAAGCCCGCCAUUUUGACAACGCCACCAUCUUGAGACCCGCCCGAUUCUAACUUUAUUAGACUUUGCCAAUAAAUAUAUUGCUUCAAAUGAAAAGAAAAAAAAA
Messenger RNA from Melitaea cinxia (Glanville fritillary), 1121 nucleotides. It is a transcript of the gene Vmat, whose product is annotated as synaptic vesicular amine transporter. The coding region runs from base 1 to 1020 and encodes 339 amino acids. Lineage: Eukaryota; Metazoa; Arthropoda; Insecta; Lepidoptera; Nymphalidae. Gene Ontology annotation, biological process: aminergic neurotransmitter loading into synaptic vesicle; transmembrane transport. Gene Ontology annotation, cellular component: synaptic vesicle membrane; terminal bouton. Gene Ontology annotation, molecular function: serotonin:sodium:chloride symporter activity. The record is from RefSeq and is a predicted model, not a curated record. The transcript has 9 exons.